AUGGCGGACUGUAAACAACGUCAAGACAGGUUGCCAGGAAAAGUUAAAGGGAAGUUUUGCAGCAAAGGCAGAUCAAGGAAAUCAGCGCAUAUGAGACAAUUAAACAGUGUUAGCAAACAGGACAAUGAGAUAGUUUCUUACGAAGUUGACCAUUCCUACAUGGCAAACAACUUAACCUCUAAUCCUGAAGCAGACGACAUAGCUAGAGAUGAUCUUGGUGUUGGCCUAUGCAUCGAAACGCGUGGAACGGAGGAAGACGUCAGAUGGAACGAGGGGCGGCGGAUUGUGGAGCUCAAGUUCUUGGCAGACCAGCUGGUAUGUAAACGGUGUAACAAUCGUUUGCAUUUAUGUAACAUCGUAAAUGAAAAGCGGUAUGGGCUCGGCAGUUUACUUUACAUCAAGUGCGACAGUAGUAUUUGUGAAUUUACCAACACAGUGUGUACAGGAAAGAGGAACGAAAAAGGUACCUUUGACAUCAACUCAAAAGGAGCUCUGGCCAUGAUACAUUCUGGUAUGGGACCAACCCAUGUUGUAAAUUUUCUUAGCACCUGCAACAUUCCACCUAUUGAUGCCACCACUUUGAGGAAGAAGGAAAAAGAGAUCUCAGCUUCUAUUGUUUGCCAGGCCAAGGAGUCGUGUCAAAGAGCAAGAGAAGAAGAAAUGAAUGCUACAGCAGACCAACUGGAAUGUAGCUUUGAUGCUGGUUGGCAGACCAGGGGGUCUGGCUGUCAGUAUAAUAGUAAUACUGGUCAUGCGAGCCUUAUUGGUGUUCACAGUGGAAAAGUUCUUGAAUAUGAUGUGAGAUCAAAGAUAUGUCGAGUCUGUCAAUACCAUUUUGGUAGGAAUGAAACGGUUCCAAAUCAUGACUGCAGCAGUAAUUGGUCAGGUUCUAGUAAGGCAAUGGAACCAGAUAUGGCCUCAGCAAUGUUAAAUAGGAUGAGGGAAGACGGAUGUGAGGUCCAGACAAUCCACGCAGACAAUGAUUCGACGACUGCUGCUCGGUUAAAGAAUAUGUUCCCAUCUCUUCAAAAAAAGCAGGAUAAGAAUCACUUAAAGAAAAACUUGACCAAACAGCUUUAUAAGCUCGCCAAGCUUUAUAAACAACUCAAACCGGCUGGUACAAUUUCCUAUGUGGUCAGAUGCUUUAUGUAUGCCAUAUCCACCAAACAUACAUCUGAAGAAGAACUGAUGUCAAAAUUGGAGAUGGUUGUUCCUCAUAUGUUUGGAGACCAUAGUCUAUGUGAAGGGGCUACAUGGUGUACAUAUCACAAAAAUCCAUUGACAUUUAGUUUCAAGCACCUAUCUAAAGGCCAACCACUGUCUGGUGACCAGCUUAGAACUGAACUGGAUAACAUUACUGAAAACUAUAAAAAGAUGGCCUCACAGCUGCUGAAGCUGGGAUCAACACAAAGUAAUGAAAACUUUAACAAUGUUGUGGCAAGCAAGGCACCAAAAAAUAGAUCAUAUGGAGGCACAGCAUCACUGGCUACUAGAGUCUCUGCAGCAGUUUUACAGAAGAAUAUCGGGUACAGAUACAUUGAGGAGGUAAACAGACAAAGUUUAUUGUCUCCAGGAAAAGUUUCUAAGAGACAUGGGAUUACUAUGGAUAAAAAGAAGUUGUGGCACAAAAAAAGACAUGCAUCUAUCUCAUUCAAAAGAAAACGCCUGUCAUUAAAGAAAAGAAAACACGAGAGAGAAUCAACAAAUUGCCUGAAGGAAGGAAAAACAUAUGAGCCAUGCAUCAGUACAUCAGAAGUCAACUCUUGUGACCUUGAAACUAUACCCGGUAAGCGUGAAUUCAAUGGUGAAGAAAAUAUUGUGGCCUUUGAUCUGGAAACUACAGGACUGUCUCGCAGCAGUGAUAUUAUCCAGCUAGCAGCUUUUGAUGGGAAAGAAGAGUUCAAUAUUUAUAUUUCUCCUUCUCAGCAAAUUACAAAGAAAGCAAGUGAAAUCACAGGACUGAAGUAUGACUUUGACCUUGGAUGCAUGUUCUCCUUAGGAAGAGAAGUAGAAUGCGUAGAUAUUAGACUUGGUCUCCUAAAAAUGAUAGAGUAUCUCAGUAAGCGUGAGAAAACAAUUCUUGUGGGACAUAACAUAUUGUCAUUUGACAUUCCAAUUCUCUGCAAGACACUCCAAGUUCACAGUCUUUUGCAGGAAUUUCUUCUCCAUGUCGAUGCCUGUUUAGACACACUUAGACUUGCACGUAAAUUGUUCAGUAAGGAGACUGUGGGAAAUUACAAACAGCAGACCCUGGUGCAGGUUCUUUUAGGGAAAUCCUAUCAAGCGCAUGAUGCUCUUGCUGAUGUUAAAACUCUUCAUGAGCUUUUUGUAUCCAAGUUUACAUUCAGAGAAACAGAUGCCUUUCCUUUCAAUUUCCAUGCUCUGCAGAAAUCAUUUGGGCCAGUUGUUGAAAGAAAGCUGAUUUCAAAUGCCAAUUCUAGAAAACUUGCCAAUUCUGGUCUUGGACUUGGACACCUCUACCUGGCAUACCACAGAGACAAUGAUACAGGAGUAAAGUCUGUGUUAUCAGAACAUGGUUUUAAUGCAAAAACGUCAAAACGCAUUAAUGCAUACUUUGAGAAACAGGAAGAGUAA
This is a messenger RNA of Saccostrea echinata, 2595 nucleotides long. RefSeq lists its product as uncharacterized. The record is from RefSeq and is a predicted model, not a curated record. The transcript has 8 exons. Gene Ontology annotation, biological process: DNA catabolic process. Gene Ontology annotation, cellular component: cytoplasm. NCBI's taxonomy places the organism in Eukaryota, Metazoa, Mollusca, Bivalvia, Ostreida, Ostreidae. Gene Ontology annotation, molecular function: nucleic acid binding; 3'-5'-DNA exonuclease activity. The coding region runs from base 1 to 2595 and encodes 864 amino acids.